Molecule: messenger RNA, 1224 nt
Organism: Coprinopsis cinerea okayama7#130
Lineage: Eukaryota; Fungi; Basidiomycota; Agaricomycetes; Agaricales; Psathyrellaceae
Product: molybdenum cofactor synthesis 3
Exons: 7
Coding region: 1-1224 (407 amino acids)
Biological process (GO): tRNA wobble position uridine thiolation; protein urmylation
Cellular component (GO): cytoplasm; cytosol
Molecular function (GO): thiosulfate-cyanide sulfurtransferase activity; URM1 activating enzyme activity; adenylyltransferase activity
Source: RefSeq, a predicted model, not a curated record
AUGGAACCAAGUCUUCCGAUAGAAGAUUACAAGCGAUACGGGCGCCAGAUGAUUCUUGACGGAUUUGGAUUACCAGGUCAGCUCAAGUUAUCCAAAGCGUCAAUAGCCGUCGUAGGAGCAGGAGGACUGGGUUGUGCUGCUUUGCCAUACCUCGCCUCCGCUGGUGUUGGAAGAAUCGGCAUUUUCGAUCACGACAUAGUUGAGAAAUCUAAUCUCCAACGACAAAUCCUGCACAACGAAGACACACUAGGAGCGUUCAAAGUAGACUCUGCUAAACAACACACCCUCCUUCCCGACAUUAACAAGACCUCUAGACUAAAUUCCGCCAUCCAAAUCGACACCACAACAGAAUCCAUAACAUCCCAGAACGCUCCCUCCCUCCUCGCACCUUACGACAUAAUUCUAGAUUGCACAGACAACGUACCCACACGAUACCUCCUCUCCGACACAGCAGUAGCCCUCAACAAACCCCUCGUCAGUGGAGCUGCGCAGAAAUUCGAUGGUCAACUCUCCGUGUUCAAUCUAGGACCAAAUAGUCCAUGUUAUAGAUGCGUCUUCCCCGUUCCUCCAAAACCUGCCAACGCAGGGAGCUGUGAGGAGUUGGGAAUAUUGGGCCCGGUGGUGGGUACGAUUGGGAACUUGCAGGCGGUGGAGACAAUCAAGGUUUUGACAGGGCUCGCUGACCCAUCGGCUCCUCCGACAAUGCUUCUCUACAAUGCACUCUCCAGUCCCCCAUUCCGCACAAUCAAACUUCGAUCUCGUCGAGAGUCAUGUCCGGCUUGUGGAAGCAAAGGAGACAAAACCAAGAUUGCUGAAACGGACUAUGUCCAGUUCUGCGGAGGAUCCAAGCCAGACUGGGAGACACUGGGUCUGAAAGCAGGCAGCCCCGAGGAAAGAUUAUCCGUCAGUCGUCGGGAAAUGCAGGACUUGCAAGAGAUCAUACAAUCCAACAAGCCGUUUGACCUCAUCGACGUCCGCCCACCAACUGAAUUUGGAAUCUGCAGCCUUCCCAACUCCCAAAACGUCUCCCUCAAACAGAUCCUGGCCAAACCUCAAGACUACCUUUCACCAUCAAAAGAAACCAUCGUCGUGUGCAGACUGGGGAACGACUCGCAACUCGCAGCAGACGCACUGCGACAAGCCGGUGGAGAGGGCAAGGUUCGAGAUGUCAUCGGAGGACUCAGAGCCUGGUCAAAGAUCAACAAAAACUUUCCCGAUUACUGA